AUGCCUAAACAUGUUUAAGUUUAUACAGAAAGAGUAACAUAUUUAUAGUAAUUUAUUAGUUUGAUCAAGUUUUGGAAAUGCUUGUAUCUAAGGUUGGAGAAGCAAAAUGGGCAGAAAUUACAAGAUAAAUGAAGAAUUUGUAUGGUAUUAAUGUACCUUAGAAACCAAUGGUUUAAGCUAGAUGGAGAGCAAUUGAUCCAAAAAUAAACAGGGAACCAUUUACACCAGAAGAAAUGGUUCAACAUUGGCAUCAUUGUGUUAGAUUUAAAUGUCAUUGGGAUGCUAUAAGAGAUUAAUAUGAAUUAAUUGGUCAAUAAAGAGAUAAAACAUAUUUAUCUUAAAGAUUUUCUAUAUAUUUUACUUAAAAACUUUCAGAAUUAAAUAGAGAAAUAGGAAAGAUAGCAUCAUAUAAUUAAUAAAAAAUAGAUACUAUGAGAGAAACAACAAAAAAGAGAGUAAUAGAAUUUAAUAGUAGAGAUCCUUUAAGUGUUUAAGAUUAAUCAGCAAGAGAAAUUAUUGUUAGUUGUAAAUCAUUAGUUAAAGUAAUGACUUAUUUGAUUGAUAAUUCACAUCUGUAAACUGAAUUAAUGUGGGCUGAAGUUAAGAAAAUUAUAUCUCCUGCUAAAUUUUAAAAAGUAUUAUUCAAUAUUUUCAUUAUGGACACAAUUGUUUUGAUUUCAUGUAAUGAAUUAAAAGCAAUUGAUGAUACAUCAGAUUUAAUUGAUGCUGAUGAUUUCAGAAAGGGAAAAUAUAUUAAACCAACUAAAAUUAAAUUUUGGAAAGAUGCUCUUGAACAUGAAUCCAGUCCUGAACAUACAGAAGAAGAUGAAAUUUUAACAACAUCAGUUAGAUUAAGUAGAAUGGGACCAUAAACAUAAUUCACAAAAAAAGAUAUUGAAGAAAUUAAAGAGAGUUUCAUAUAUAAAUAUUGUAAUACAGAUUAGAAUAAAGCCUUUUAUAAUUGGUAUAAUGAAGCUAAGACAUAAAAGAAUGCAUUUCCUUCAGAUUUAACAGUAGAUGUAAUGGAAUUGGAAGGAGGAAAACAAUUACUUAAUUAUGAUCCUACUUAACCUAAGAGAAAGUAUAUUAGAAAAUAAAAGGCUGAAACUAAAGUAUAGAAAUAAAUAGAAAAAUUUAAAAGGAAGAAAUAAAAGAUUUAAAUUGAAGGUGAAGGAAAAUAAAGAAUAAAAACAAAGAAGGGUAGAAUUAGACUUCAUAAAGAAAGAUUUCCAGGUCAAGAUACAAUUUAAUUUAAUUAAUAAUUAGAAGAAGAAGAAGAUGUAUCUAGUGAUGAUUAUUAAUUAAUGGAUGCAGAAUAGAUCUAUAAAAUUAAUAUGAGAAUGAAUAGAUAAAAUAAUGUCAGUCAAAGUGAAAAUGAUAGUUAAAGUAGUGAUUGA
This is a messenger RNA of Paramecium primaurelia, 1397 nucleotides long. The record is from the annotation of a GenBank genome assembly. Lineage: Eukaryota; Ciliophora; Oligohymenophorea; Peniculida; Parameciidae.